Molecule: messenger RNA, 1942 nt
Organism: Trametes versicolor FP-101664 SS1
Lineage: Eukaryota; Fungi; Basidiomycota; Agaricomycetes; Polyporales; Polyporaceae
Product: ribonuclease III
Exons: 11
Coding region: 55-1011 (318 amino acids)
Biological process (GO): regulation of gene expression; rRNA processing; primary miRNA processing
Cellular component (GO): nucleus
Molecular function (GO): ribonuclease III activity; double-stranded RNA binding
Source: RefSeq, a predicted model, not a curated record
UUCCUUCUCGCACACCCCCGCUGCGCGGCCUGUGUCUCUCAGUCGAGCUCGGGCAUGCCGUCCCCGAUUACUCCCGUCGGUCUGCCGCGAGGGCCAUCGGUGCCUAACGGGCGCGUUCCCAUCCAGCCGGAGUUUGAGGAUGGGUUGCCCCCGCUCCCGGAGAUACACUCGGAGGCCCUACGCCUCCAGGUGUUCACCCACCGAAGCUUCUACGCUCGUCCGACGCACGUCUUCGAGGACAUGCCCGAUGACCCAAGCCCAGACAAUGAGUCAUUGGAACACUUGGGCGACACCGUCCUCAGUCUGGUGGUCACGGGUCUUCUGAGAGAGGUCUACCCGUGCCUGCGCGUCGGUCCGUCUACGAAAAUUAGGGCAUUGGUCGUAGGCAAUCCUACCCUUGCAUGGAUCUCGGUCCAAUACCGUCUGCCGGAGAGGCUGCGUAUGCACCCCGCCCAGGCGAUCACCUUGCGCGCCUCUGCUAACAUCCAAGCUGACCUGUUCGAGUCGUUCGUCGGCGGUCUCUACCUCGACCAAGGUCUCGAAGCGGCCAAAGCCUGGCUGAACCCGCUCCUCCGCCCGUUCCUCGUCCUCGCUUACCGCACCGUCCGGGUCCAGCACGGCCUCACCCCCGAGCCGUCCUACGGCCCCAAGCCGCCGCCCUACUCCGAGGCAACGAGGACUUCUCCCACGAACAACGUGAUACCAUACUCACUGCAGACGUGGUCUUCGCCCCCGCCGCCGCGCAUGCCCGCGAGCAUCGGCCACCUCUCGCUCUUCAACCAGCACCUGCAGCAGCAGCUGAAGAGCAUCGAGUGGGUGUACUCGGACAGCGCAGGCGAGGGCACGCGCACGACGCCGAUCUGGGUCGUGCGCGCGAUGGUCGACGGCGAGUGCCUCGGGCGCGGGCGCGGGAGCACGAAGAAGGCCGCGCGAAACGAGGCUGCCAAGGAGGGCCUCGCGAAGCUCGGGAUCGCUGUCCCGGAGCUUCUGGAGGGCCAAUACCCCGUUUGAGCUCGGGCACCUUGUCUUCAGACUCGCGCUGGAUGGCCGCGGCUUGCGACGCCGGUCAUCCCGCACAGGUGUGCAGGCAGCGUGCGAGGGUUUGCUGGGGCGGAUGUUCAUACCCCGGAUACGGAGGGAGGUGCUGCCGCACUCGGAGAGGUGGGCUCGUGCGCUCGGUCUGUUUUCUCGUCUUCUCAAACUGCGCUGAAUCGCUCUGUAUGUUUGUCGGUGGUUUGCUAUAUCUUGCACCAUGUUGCUCUGAUCUACGCGCUUGCUUCUAUGUCGUUGGGUGUAUUAGUAUGAUUGCAAUGCGAUAUCUAUACAUAUGAUGAACGGUAAAGCGGGGGGGUGGUACUUUUCGGACAAGGAGUAGCACAAACUAAACGACCCGCUUGCUCCCGGGUAUGGGAUCCCACAUCCUUCCAACUUUGUCCACCGGCGGCGCACCCCAAACGAUAGUCUUCGAAGAAGGGUCCAACAGGGAGGGGAAUCGAGGCUCCAGCAAAGGAGGGAGAACCCCGCGUCGUGACGCGCUUGAGCUCGACUUCGUCCCUGACUGCACUGUAGUAGCGGGCGGGGCAGCUGUGACCUCCUUAACCUCCUUGACCACCGCCGCGGCCGCGCUCUCCGCGCUCUGGAUGCCCGACCUCGCCAUGAGAGCGCGCGCCUCGUCGUCUACAUCGUCGAACACGUCUUGCUUCACCGCGCCAAUAGAGUAUGCCCAUACGCCGACCGUAAACCCAGCGAGCAGGACGCCAGUGAUGGCAUUGCGCAGGCGAAAAGGUUCGCGCGCGCGUUGCAAGCCCGGCGACAUCAAGUUCCGGGGGCGGUAGGACUGCCGCGCGGUCUGGCGGUCGACAUACGGGUCUGCCAUGCUUGCAGAGUGCGAGGUGCGUAGAGAUGUGCAAGGACAGGUGGUGGCUGAAUGCGAAGGACGAGC